Molecule: messenger RNA, 3438 nt
Organism: Prunus armeniaca (apricot)
Lineage: Eukaryota; Viridiplantae; Streptophyta; Magnoliopsida; Rosales; Rosaceae
Source: the annotation of a GenBank genome assembly
AUGGCCCCAACAAAAAAAUCCAAAAGUGUAAAGCGGUAUGCAACUGUAAAUGAGGCCUCUCCUGAGAAAUACGGCGGAGGGUCAAACAAAAAAAAGCAACGGAAGAGAAAGUUGUCUGAUAAGUUGGGACCGGAGUGGAGCAAGGGAGAGCUUGAGCGUUUUUAUGAUGCCUACCGAAAAUAUGGGAAAGAUUGGAGGAAGGUGGCUGCUGCAGUGCGCAACAGAAGCAUUGAGAUGGUGGAGGCUCUUUACAAUAUGAACCGAGCAUACUUGUCACUGCCAGAGGGUACAGCUUCUGUGGUUGGCCUCAAAGCGAUGAUGACAGAUCACUAUAAUGUUAUGGAAGGCAGUGAUAGUGAACGAGAGAGCAAUGAUGCUUUAGGAUUUUCUCGGAAACCGCAGAAACGUAAGCUUGGGAAAGAUCAGCUCAGUGCCUCGAAAGAUGUUUUCCAGUCGCAUUCAAAUGCUUCACAUGAAGGAUGCCUAUCAUUAUUAAAAAGGAGAAGGCUUGAUGGUGGUCAGCCUCGGGCAGUUGGGAAGAGGACACCUCGCUUCCCAGUUUCAUAUGCAUAUAAGAAAGAUGAUAGGGAUACUUAUGUCUCUCCAAUUAAAAAGGGUCGGAGGUCAGAGGGGGACAAUGAUGAUGAAGUUGUGCAUGUCGCAGCAUUAUUAACUGAGGCUUCACAAAGAGGAGGCUCUCCCCAAAUUUCUCAAACGCCAUACAGAAGACCCGUGCAUCAUCCACCACGAGGGAAAGCUCGGGCUAAUCUUCGUGAUCCUUCGAUGGACGAAGACUGGUUGGAAGGUAGUAUAGGAAGCAAGGGGGCUGAAACUGGAGAUUAUGCCAGAGAUUCGUUAGAAGGCGUAGGUACAGUAGAAAUUAAUUGGAAGGGUAAGAAGUUCUAUGGAAAGAAAGAGAAAGCUAAAGACAUUGGGAAUCAUCAGUUUGAUGAUGGUGGUGAAGCAUGCAGUGGCACUGAAGAAGGACUUAAUGUCAGUUCGAGGGGGAAAGAUGAUAUUGAAGUUUCAAAUACAAAAGGGGAACGAUUUUCUCCACAAGGUCAAAGGAAGAGAAGCAAGAAACUUUAUUUUGGAGAUGAAAGCUCAUGCUUGGAUGCUCUGCAAACUUUGGCUGAUUUGUCUCUGAUGAUGCCAGAAUCCACAAUGGAAUCUGGAUCAUCUGUCCAGUUGAAAGAGGAAGGAACAAACCUUGAUGUGGAAGAUAAAUUUAGUGUGCCUGAAGCUACAUCUACAAGCCAAUCUAGAAACAAAAAUAAAAUCCCCAGCGCAAAACAUAGAGUACCUUUUGCAAUUUCUGGAGUUGAGGGUACUAAUUCCAAAAAAUCCAAACUUGGGAGGGAGCCGGCAUUUGAUACUACUGCUGUCUCUGAAUCGGAGCAACAGCUCCAGUCUACCACUAAAACAUGGAAAAGGAAACGGAAGUCCUCAGUAUCAAAGAUAUCAAAUGCUGAUGCCCCUAUUGAUUCUAAUAUAAAUGAACCUUUAAAGAUUGAGGCCUUUGGUGAAGAAGAAAAUAAACCAGUGACUAAAGGAAAACGCACCAAUCAAAGCUCUACUCCUUCAAAACAAUGGAAAUCGAACAGAUCCCUGGAAGGAUCUUUGAAUAGCGAUUAUAGGCGAACAGGGACUGAUUUGACGGUGACGAAUGCACAAGCUCCCACUUCAAACCAUGUUAAUUUGCCAACGAAACGAAUAAGCAGACGUAAAAUGUAUAUACCCAGAACAUUGCACCCCAAAGAGAAGUCUUCUGAGAAAAAAUUAAAAAAUCAACUUAACAUACGCUCCAGCUCGACGCACGACAGAGCACUGUAUUUAAAGGAGAAGACUUCUUGCUGCUUGUCAUCACAUUUAGUACGUAGAUGGUGCACUUUUGAGUGGUUUUAUAGUGCACUUGACUACCCUUGGUUUGCCAAAAGGGAGUUUGAGGAGUACUUGAAUCAUGUGGGACUGGGACACAUUCCAAGACUAACUCGUGUUGAAUGGGGUGUCAUUAGAAGUUCCCUUGGCAAACCUCGGAGGUUUUCUGAGCACUUUCUACAUGAAGAGAGAGAGAAACUUAAACAAUAUCGGGAAUCUGUAAGGAAACAUUAUGCUGAACUCCGAACUGGUGAUAGGGAAGGACUCCCAACAGAUUUAGCAAGACCUUUAUCAGUUGGGCAACGAGUGAUUGCUCUACAUCCCAAGACAAGAGAAGUUCAUGAUGGAAGUGUGCUCACAGUUGAUCAUGACAAGUGCAGGGUUCAGUUUGACCGCCCAGAUAUAGGAGUUGAAUUUGUCAUGGAUGUGGAUUGUAUGCCAUUGAACCCAUUGGAUAAUAUGCCAGAAGCUCUUAGGAGACAGAAUUUUGCUUUUGACAAAUUCUCUCUUACAUCUAAGGAGGCCAAUAAGAAUGGGAAUCUAAAUUUUGGAGGCCCGCAUUUCGAGAAAGCAACUAGCCCCAUGAAUACUUCCGUAAAGCAGGGAAAGGGGGAUUCAAACCAUACAACUUCACAACCAAAGGCAGCUUCUGCUGAUAUUGAUAGAGCACAAGCACAACAGUCAACAUAUAGUCAACCUGGUAUGGUGGUGGCACAUAAUCAAGCAAGAGAUGCAGACAUACGAGCUCUUUCUGAGUUGACUCGUGCUCUUGAUAAGAAGGAGGCAUUGUUGAUGGAGCUUAGGAACACAAAUAAUAACAUCUUGGAAAACCAGAACAGUGGAGAAUGCUCUUUAAAAGAUAGCGAGCCUUUUAAGAAGCAUUACGCCACGGUUUCUUCAGCUUUGCUUAAUUUGAGGCAACGUAAUACUUAUCCAGCAAAUUCUCUGCCUCCUUGGCUGAAACAGCCAGCCAAUUCCACCGUCUAUGGUGGCCUCCCAAGUUCCUUUGACAGUUCCAUUUCUCAAGAAUCAGGAUCUAGUGUGGCUGAAAUUGUUGAAGUCUCAAGAUCGAAAGCACAUAUGAUGGUAAAUGCUGCUAUUCAGGCAAUGUCAUCAAGGAAGGGAGGGGAAGAUGCUUAUGUAAGGAUAAGAGAGGCUCUAGAUUCCAUUGAUAACCAGCAUCUGCCAUCAGACUCUAGAUUAUCUCUAAACAGGUCUCAAGAGCAAGUAAAUGGUAAUUUGGGCCAUCGCAAUCAGUUGAUUUCCAGUACAUCAGAUCCCAACUUUACCAGCGAUUCACCUGGUCCAAAGCUGAAUACUGAUACUGAAAAAACUGAGGCACAGGUUCUUUCAGACGUUAUCUCUGCUUGUGUGAUGGCUGUGCACAUGAUACAGACAUGCACCGAACGACAAUAUCCUCCAGCUGUUGUCGCCCAAGUAUUAGAUUACGCUGUCACAAGCCUGCAUCCACGGUGCCCACAGAAUGUUGGAAUUUACAGAGAAAUUCAAAUGUGCAUGGGCAGAAUCAAGACCCAGAUAUUAGCACUGGUACCAACUUGA